Messenger RNA from Hypanus sabinus (Atlantic stingray), 1928 nucleotides. RefSeq names its product CCR4-NOT transcription complex, subunit 11 (gene cnot11). The coding region runs from base 131 to 1468 and encodes 445 amino acids. NCBI's taxonomy places the organism in Eukaryota, Metazoa, Chordata, Chondrichthyes, Myliobatiformes, Dasyatidae. Gene Ontology annotation, biological process: negative regulation of translation; mRNA catabolic process. Gene Ontology annotation, cellular component: CCR4-NOT complex. The transcript is spliced from 7 exons. The record is from RefSeq and is a predicted model, not a curated record.
UUGCGACAGUGCCGCGCAGAGCGGGUGGUUUGCGGCAGUUCCUGUGGACGGCUCGCCCGCCGGUGAAUUGACUCGGAUGUUUGAUGCUGUGGGCCGGUGAAGGCGGCGGGGUUCCCUGCCCUCGGUGAUCAUGACGCUGGCCCCCAAGGAGCUGAGUAACCUGAUCGGCAUUAUCUGCGAGGAGGCGACGAGUAACACCUUCGAGGGCCUGUCCACCGCCUUCCACCAUUACUUCGGCAAACAUGACCACUUCCGCCUCGGCUCCACGCUCGUUAUGUUGUUGCAGCAGCCCGACCUGUUGCCCAGUCCACAGCAGCGCCUCACCGCCCUCUACCUUCUCUGGGAGAUGUAUCGCACCGAGCCACUGGCCGCCAACCCGUUCGCCGCCGUGUUCGCGCACCUGCUGAACGCGGGCCCGACGGCCGAGGAGCAGGACAGGCCGUUGCUCGGAUUUUUACCACCUAUUACACCUCCGGAGAAGUUUUUCCUAUCUCAGUUAAUGCUGGCUCCUCCAAGGGAACUGUUUAAGAAGACCCCCCGUCAGAUUGCAUGUAUGGAUGUUGGUAACAUGCCUCAGUCUGUUGACAUCAGUGGUUUGCAACUGGCCUUAGCUGAGCGUCAGUCUGAAUUACCUACACAGAGCAAAGCCAGUUUUCCAAGCAUUCUUCCGGAUCCUGAUCCUGACUCCUCUAACUCUGGUUUUGACAGUUCUGUAGCAACUCAAAUCAUAGAGGCUUUAUUGAGUGGACCAAGACCACCAAUAGAAAGUCACUUUCGGCCAGAGUUUAUUCGGCCUGCUCCUCCACUUCAUGUAUGUGAAGAUGAGUUAGCUUGGCUAAACCCAACAGAACCUGACCAUACAAUCCAAUGGGAUAAAACCAUGUGUGUUAAAAACAGCACUGGGGUGGAAAUUAAGCGGAUCAUGGCAAAGGCUUUCAAGAGUCCAUUAUCUGCACAGCAACAAACACAGCUCCUUGGUGAAUUAGAAAAAGAUCCAAAGCUAGUUUACCAUAUUGGACUGACUCCUGUCAAGCUGCCCGAUCUGGUAGAAAAUAACCCUUUGGUGGCAAUAGAAAUGUUAUUGAAGCUAAUGCAAUCAAGCCAGAUUACAGAAUAUUUCUCUGUACUUGUAAAUAUGGAUAUGUCUCUUCAUUCGAUGGAAGUUGUAAAUAGGUUAACCACAGCUGUUGAUCUUCCUCCAGAAUUUAUUCAUCUGUAUAUUUCAAACUGUAUCUCCACUUGUGAGCAAAUUAAGGAUAAAUACAUGCAGAAUCGCUUGGUGCGCCUUGUAUGUGUCUUCCUCCAGUCUUUAAUCAGAAACAAGAUAAUCAAUGUCCAGGACUUGUUCAUUGAAGUGCAGGCCUUCUGCAUUGAGUUUAGCCGAAUACGAGAAGCAGCAGGCCUAUUUAGGUUACUGAAAACACUGGAUACUGGAGAAAAUCCUCCAGAAGCAAAAUCAUCAAAAUAAAGGAAGGCAAUAUUCACAACUUAAGACAGGAAUACAUUUAGAAAUAUUUCUGUGAUUUCGGUGCACCACUGGAAAAAUAACUAAUUUUGUUUCAAAACCAUAAGGCUUUCUAAGGCAGCAAAUUUGCCCAAAUGGGACCCGAUUUAUUUUCUUGUUAUACAAGUAUACAAACUGAUUCUGAUUAACAUCCUAAACAUAUUUUGGUAGGCUAGAGAUAUAUAGCAAUGAACAUCACUUUGCUGACUUCUAUAUCAUUUGGGGUAGGAUGUAUUUUCUUUAAAAGAAUACUAGUUUAUUUCUUAACACCAUAUGUAUAAACACAAUGCAAGUUAUCACAUUCAUCAAAUGACUGAAAGCUCACAAUGUAUUAAAGUAAUAGAGAGUGAACUUGAAAUUUGAAACUUCAUAUUGAUUAUAAAAGUUUUAUUUAAAUUAAAAUGCUGUAAAUUGAAGCACCAUA